GCUGAGGCACACGUCACGCAACGAGUGUUCGCAAGCCGCUUGUGACUUGCGAACGCCUACGGUAAGGCGAGAAGCUUCAAGUCAAAACAUUUUUCUGCACAGCGUUCACCGGUUGCUCGCGCCAGCUAGCGACGCGCCACCAGCGGAUCCUGCACGGAGGAUGCGAAGUGACUCGAUCGACUGGGGCUGAGCCUUCGCAGAGUUGCGAUUUUGCGAUGGAAUGAACACCUCGAGUAAGCGGCACGACGGUCGGAUAGUGGCCAUUUUCUAUACAAAGGGGAUUGAAAAGACAGAGCAAACUCUCGGGUAACUGGUGGUCGUUGGUCCUUUCCGCUUCCUCGCAGGUGCACAAGCGAACCGCGGCCAAAUCCGGUGGGGUGCCCUGAAAACUAUGGUUUGUGUCCGGCGCCUAAUGUCUUUGUCGUCCGCUUUCGAGUGCUCUGGUGUAUAGACGGAAAAGGUCCUAGACCGGUGGAGUUUUGCAGUCACCAGGUGUCCCACGUUUCGGGUUUUCCGGAGUUCUUCUGCUCCCCGGUCGGCGACAAAAAGAGAGGCGGGUGGAUGUGCAGUGCCCGAGUCGCUUUGACCACCGGAUUGCCAUGAGUGCUUCUGCUGCACGAAAAGCGUUUUCCAGACACUUUCUUCAAGUCGAAAUUUGCUGUUUCGACGCAUUCUCCGGUCGGUGUGCGCAGCAGGGAUGGUCUGUCCUCCCCAAAGACCCGGGGAAGUUUCUUUCCAGCUCUGGAACAAACGCACACACAGUCCGUUCAACCUUCACUUGCCGGUGCAUGUGUCGGCUGUUUUUGGCCACUUUUUACGUCGAAUCUCUGUAAGUUUCUCACCGUUUGCGUUAGGAGGCUCUGGAGAUGCGCCAAAGAGCCUCAGCGGAGGAGUCGUAGACCGUCUCGGUCAAAAUUCGGAAGCAGGAACAGGGUGUCGCAGUCUCUAAUGUCUCGGGUCAAAACUCCCGUGUCCAUGGUUUACCCAAGCACAGUUUCGCGAGCUGUCUAGGUUUCCCACGAGUACCCAAGGAAUAGUGACACUGAGUUCCUUUGUUGCGUUACGUGCCGCCGAUCGUCCGGGGAGUGUAGUGCACUGAAAUGACAGAGAGCCGGCUUCCCACGCAGGAGAGUUCUUGAAUUCCCACAUUCGCCGCCGGCCAAACGAUCUCGUUUUUCUGCCACGCUCCUGCCCAUCCGCCAGCCAACAUGCCACGGAGUCGGACUCUCCAGAGCCGGGCGUUUCUCAAUGUGGCGGCUGAGGCGCCGGCUUCGGCUGGGCCGAUGCAUUUGAUUCCAGGCACUUCAUCUCUCCGCCAGGACUGUGUAGCAGCGCUGGAAGACCGCCUGCAGGAGACUGCACGUUGUGUACGUUCUGCCGGGACGGUCAAUCCGAAGAAAGGGUCCACUGUCUACGUGGGCUCUCCAGGGAUUGCAUAUGCGUUUUUGAAGCUUGCCACCAUCCAGACAGGCGACCAGAAGCAGGCAAGUCUCGAUACAGCUCAGAAGCUCCUGAGCCCGGACGUCGUCGAGGCUGGCGUGGAGCAGGCGCGCAGACACCGGUCGCUCGGCCCCAGCCUUUUGUGUGGCCCCGCUGGGUUGUUCGUUGUUCAAGCGUUGCUGGGGUGGCAACAGGGGCUCCCCUUCGCUUCCCAGUCUGCUGUUUUCCAAGGCGCGGUGCAGUCGUAUAAACAGUACUUUGACUAUGCGGUUCACGAGCUCGACUCCGACGAAUGGCUUUACGGCCGCGCGGGGUACCUCUACGGGUGCUUGUUUUUGAACUUUCUGGCUCCUGGAUCCGUUUCCGAGGCGAAGAUCAAACAGCUCUCAAUGAAGAUGCUCGAAUCUGGCGAGGCUUACGGCCGACGCACCGGCGCCAGUCCCUUGUUGUACAGCUGGCACGACAGAGAGUAUCUCGGCGCGGCUCACGGUGUCAUGGGGAUUGUCUACAUGCUGAUGUUGGUGGAACCGAUCCGGAACGACCCGAAUGCGAUGCGCCUGGUGAAGGGUACGCUCGAGUGGCUUCUCACACUGGAGACGAAACACCACAACUGGCCGGCAGUCAGAGGCGAAACAGACGACUACCUCUGUCAUUUCUGCCACGGAGCCACCGGCGCGGUCUUUGCCUUCGGACUCGGGAGCAUUGUGUUCAAUAAUCGCGAGUUCCAGAAAGCCGCGCUCCGCGCAGCGACUUGCGUGUGGAAGUACGGGCUGUUGAAGAAGGGGCCUGGGAUAUGCCACGGAAUAUCUGGAAGUGGAUACGCGUUGCUCAUGGCGUACAAACUGACACGCGAUCCCAUCUGGCUGGACCGCGCCGCAGACUUUGCGCUCAAAAUGUUCGACGAAAAACUGCAGGCUGACAGCAGGGUCCCGGACAACCCCUUCAGCCUCUUUGAAGGCCUCUCAGGUGCCAUUUGCUUUCUCGUGGAUCUUCUGAAAAAUCCGCUAAAGGCUGCCUUUCCGCUUUUCGAACUUGGCUUUUGACAAGGGACUUCCCUGCCUUCCUCUGCUAUGGUAUGCUUUUUUUAUGUGUAAUGCAGGUGUCUGUGUUCUACAGUUGACAUGUCGCGUCGCUUGCGUUAACCCCGGCUUCUUUCGCAACAUCUUCGGGCGUGUAGGUUAGAAAUUCCACCCGAGUAACUGCUGUCUGUGAAAGAUACUAUUCGAGGCACAUAACCUACGAGUAAUCUGGCUCCUCUGUCGCUUUUGACGGGAAGCAGGAACGCACACGCCUCAGGCCAUCACAGUGGCGUUAUGUAUAUGACUGAGGACUCCCGUUAACAGCUGCCUUGCUGCAUUCGCAAGAAGCGGACUACCCAGUCAGAGGUAACGCUCUGCCAGCGCGAAACUAAGUCAAUCCACACUUAACACAACCCAAACACCUGACCGGC
Messenger RNA from Toxoplasma gondii ME49, 2890 nucleotides. RefSeq names its product lanthionine synthetase C family protein. NCBI's taxonomy places the organism in Eukaryota, Apicomplexa, Conoidasida, Eucoccidiorida, Sarcocystidae. The transcript has a single exon. Gene Ontology annotation, biological process: carbohydrate metabolic process; peptide modification. Bases 1209 to 2483 code for a protein of 424 amino acids. The record is from RefSeq and is a predicted model, not a curated record. Gene Ontology annotation, cellular component: plasma membrane.